This is a messenger RNA of Fonsecaea monophora, 987 nucleotides long. RefSeq lists its product as hypothetical. The record is from RefSeq and is a predicted model, not a curated record. The transcript is spliced from 2 exons. NCBI's taxonomy places the organism in Eukaryota, Fungi, Ascomycota, Eurotiomycetes, Chaetothyriales, Herpotrichiellaceae. The coding region runs from base 1 to 987 and encodes 328 amino acids.
AUGCCUCACAAACACAAGCGCAAGCGCGCCGACGACGAUUCAAAUUUCGACCUGCCGCCCACGUCGCGGGCGCGGACUCUGACCGUCCACCAGAAGCAAGAGUCCAUCUUCACGUCGGACGCGGACAAGAAGCGCAAGCAGGAGGCCAGAAGGCAGCAGAAAAAGAAGCAGAAUGGCCACAACGGGGCGGCCUUUGAGGACGAUACCCCGAAAGCCUUUAGGCGGUUAAUGUCGUUUCAACCGGGCGGGAAGAGGAUGCCCUCGGGCUUGGACGACGGGAAUAUCUCCAAGAAGAAACAGAAGCAGAAGCAGAAGCAGAGGAAAGAGGACAAAUCAAUACCAACCAACAACUCGGCGGCGUCGAAGCCCGACACGCCAGAAGAAAAUGCCACAGCGGCGGCUUCGACGGAGCCGUCCGACCCUGCGCCAACGACCGCGAAAGCGGCGAAAGUCCCCAAGAUCCUCCCUGGCGAGUCCCUCGCCUCGUACUCGCGAAGGGUCGACCAAUCCCUACCCCUGACCUCGCUCCCCAAACACCGGACACGCCUCAGCGCGAUUCCGGGACUGGAGAAGAUCAAGACCCCACUCACGAAACACAACAAGAGACUGGCGCGGAUGCAGAGCGAGUGGCGCGCCACGGACCAGCGGCUGAAGGAGAAGCGGGAGGAAGCGGAGGAAGAGCUGGCGGAGAAGAAAGAGGAGGACGAGGUCCUGUGGCUCGGCGCCGGGAUCGAUCCGUCGACGCAGGUGUCGACGCUGGGUAAAAGCGGGAAGAAGGCCAAGAAGAAGCGCAGUGGCGGCGGUGCGAGGGACGUCGACGACGCGGACCCUUGGAAGAUACUGGAGAAGAAGCGGCGUGAGGAAGGCCAAUUGGGCAGGCAGACGAAUUUGCAGGAUGUGGUGGCCGCUCCUCCGACCUUGAAACCUGUGAAGAACAUCUUCAAGGAGAAACCCGAGAGAAAAGCGGGGAUGAUACCAGUAGUAUGA